CUGCAGCAGCCGGGAGAUAAAAGCUUUUCUCUCCCUCUGUCGGUGUCUGCCAGCGAAGGAUAAAGCGGAGGAGCAGAGCCAGUCGAGGGAGAGACCGAUCCAGGCUGCCUGCUGUCACUGGAGCUCCCGGCUUCCCCUGAUCAGCAGGCCUCAGACCACAAAUACACAGCAGGACAAGACACACUCGUGGACACGUAUGCAGAAAGAGCUCACACAGCUGACCGGGGGGACCGCCCAACCUGGCGGGCACUAAACAUACAUUCGUACUCCCUUUUGGACAGUUGCUCCAGCGUAUCAAUCGGAUCAGUCCAGCCAUGCUUGUCUGAGGGAGCCACAGUUUCAUUUUAACUGGAGACGCCCUGUGUUUCUUUUUUUUUUCCCUCUCCCCUCUUGUCUGUCUUUUAAGGGGACAUGGGCUGCGUACUCUUUUGUCCUAACCUCUGGCGCUGUGCUGUGUGAUGUUUGGGACUGCCCUUUACUGGAUGCUAUAUCCCUCUGGCUCUGUUCCAGGUGCAGUACACAUCUGCACAUGAACUAGGUCCGCUACUAGAUCUUGAUCUUUGCAAGACCUCACCUAAGCCGACAGAGGACCCACGUCUUCUUCAGCCUCAGAGUGCAAGCUCCACUUCCCACCCCACAUGCCUAAUUUCUAAUUAGACCUUGUGGAUUUGAGAAGCUAUUAAAAGGGAAAAAAAGGCACCCGAGAGGAGAAACAGUGAGAGGCUUUUUAGUUUUUUAGGGUAAGACCUGAUCUAAAUACCCCCCACCAUUACUCCUACAAACUGUGGAUGGUGUCAGGCUGUUGCAUCGUCGCACUGCACCACCUGAUGAAGGGGACGCUUGGCAGACUGACAGCAGGACACAGGAGGUUUAUGAUUGGAUAAUACUGAAGCACAAGUCAACUUUGAUCCUCGGGGAAUCUAACAUCAAGGUGGGGACAGUCUGUGCCCAGGAGCUGUCUGGGGAGCUCAAGGUGGAGUCUGCCUGUAUUUGUCUGCUUCCAGAUUUAGACAGAUGCUCUGCUGAGGCUAGCAGCUGCAUUUACAUUGGUCACCCCAGAUAAUCACUAGAAAAACUGCCAACUUUCCUGCCAAUCCUUUCAGUAGGAGAAAUUAAUGCCAGCAGUUUUGAAUCCUGACAUAUUGACAGCAGCAGCUCGAGGUGUAGAUGUGCAACAGACACAUGGCAGAAGGACUGACACAUCACGUGAGAAACCAGCUCAUUGAACAGCAUAAGUCGUGGGAGGAUGACGAGAGGCAUCGAGGCGGGAAGCUGAUGCUCUGAUUUGAGUAUUUAGCAAGCUGUCAGUGUAUUGGCUGAUUCUCCCUGCAAUCUGCACUGGCAUUGGCUGACUACACACUCUGUCCGCCACAACUAAUCUGGACAGUGCGCUGCCUCGACAGAAUGAGACACUGAGCGUGCCAUUACUACGAGGGAUAUCGACAGUAUCACCAUUAAUAAUGCUUCCGCUAGGAGCGAAUUGAUGGACGGGAUUCCCACUGAUCUUACUUCACUUAUCUUGCAUUGUAUCAACAUUACCAGGGAAGGAGAGGGCAUCAUUAAUUCAUGAGCUCAGAUAGAUACUAGAGCUCCUGGAUAACACCAGCACUUGUACCUGACAUUAAAUCUGUUUUUGGAUUGUUGAUGAUGGAAGUAUCGCGGUGAAACUGAAGCCGACGAAAGUGUUGUUUUUCUCACAUCAUCUCUAAUAUUCAGAAUCAUAACACUGAACUGAGAAGUGAGAUGAGACCCAGAAAUUCUGCCAUUCUUUUGCUUGUCACAUGCAGGUGCAUACAGUGUGUGAGGCCUCUGGAUUAUCACUAAUGGGCUGAGCAGCAGUGGACUGUACUAUAUUUUUCUCUCUCCAGCAACUCAUCAUCCUGCCUGACACGUUCCCUUACACCAGGUUACAGCUCACCUGCCAGAGGACCCGUGAUAAAUCAGACAUCUGACCCAAACUGAAUUUAUUUUCCUCCCUCGUGUGGCUCUGCUGACACAACUGUGUCCUCAUGUCCUUGACUCCAACCACAAGUCUUUUCAGAUUGAGAAAACAGGAAAAGUAAACCUGUGUCCUUAGAGAGUGUCUGGCGACUACACUGCCCGAGUCUGAGUCAGGUCAGGCGGAGGAAAGAUAAAGGACGUGGAGGUCCUUUGACACAACUGCCUGCCACGUGAUCGGACCAAUAAUUGCCUGAGGAAAAGACUGACUUUUCCCCUUCUUCCACCUUUAUUUUCAACGGGUUAAAUUUAAGACAGUGCCACAGAAAAUAAAGCAAAGUCUCCUUGUCUUAACUUGAAACUACCCUCAUAGGUCAGAUUAACGAGGGAGCCUUACAGUUCCUCUUUUUGUAAAGUGGAAUAAACCUAAAUGAGCAUCACUUUAGGUUCUCUUAUAAAAUAACUGCCUUUCGUUUUUUUCUACACUCUUCUUCAUCGACAUUGAAGUCAUGGGGAACUCCAUGGGCUGUGUUCGGCCUCCUCGGGAGGGAGAGCUUGGUGGAGCCCCCCCACUUUCACCAAAGAAGCGUCUGCGUUUCAGACGUAAGCACAAAGGCAAGAAGAGCAGGAAAGGCGAGGCAGAGCUAGAGGACAGUGAGCGGCAGAGAAGCCUCGAGCCUGAUGAAAAAGAGGAGGAGGAGGAUGAAGACGAGGAGGAAAAAGCUGCUGUCAGAGAAACAUUUGGUUCCGAUUUUAACAGCAGAGCUAGGACUCAAAUAACAGUGCCUGAUACACAUUAUUCCAAAACGAAUCCCCACAGCAAUACUCUUUCCCCUGGCUCUGUGAGCACCAGUGCUGGGGGGCUUUUGGGCAGCAUAAUACUUGAAGGGACCCCCAAACCCAGCCCAGCCUGGAAAGGGGUCUUCUGCUUUCCAGGGGAGGAAGACACCGUCAGUGCAAUCAUAGAUGUCUCCAGCAUCCCGAGCCAAACCACCAGUACCACCCCAGUCAACACAGCCCCAGCUCUGGGCAGCACCACUCCGGGCGGAGGGAGGGUCUAUCGUGUUAGGGAGAAAGUCCAAGGGGUCCUGGAGAAGCCUUGGAUACUCCGACAGAAGAAGGAGAAAAAAGACAAGGGCAGAGAGGAUAAAAAUGAAAGGGAGCAUGGAGGGGAAAAAGGUGGAGGAGAAGGGGCUGUAGAGAUGGUGAAGACGCCUUCAGACAGGCAGAGAAAAGGUGUGGUCCACAUCAAGGAGGUGGAUGGUAAACUCUGUGUGGUGAGGACGGUGUACCCCAGUGACUAUGGCUCUCCAGUGUGGAGGGGUGAAAGUGAUGGAGAGGUGGAGGUCCACAAAGAGCCUCCGACGCCAUCUCCAGUUACAGAAAAUAUUCUCAAGGUCCAACUGUCUGAGCAGGACCAAAGCAGAACCAAAAUAUCUGCAGGGGAUUUCCCCACGUCCUCAAGCUACUUGCAGAUUCAGGAGACGUCGGCUGUCAAAGGAUUUCGGUUGGACUCUCCAGCGUGUGCACAAGAGAGGGCGUCUCUUUUGGAGUCGGGCUAUGCCAGCGACCUGCCGCUGACCUCUCCGGAAACAGCGGGCACCACUCCCAGUCAGACAGACUGGGGAGGGCUGACCAGCAGCUCGUCCGAGAGGCUGGACUCCAUGAUUGAGAGCCCGCUGUCCGUACAGCAUCAGGCGACUAGGAAAUGCCUGCCACAGAUUUCAGAAAUCUACGUGUGCGGCGAGUCAGCUGACCUCACAGCCAAAGAGAAGCUGCUGUUAUGGAGCCAGCAGGCGAUAGAAGGCUACCCCGGCCUCCGCUGUGUCAACUUCACCUCAUCGUGGAGCGACGGACGCAUGUUCAACGCUCUGCUGCACAGAUACAGGCCCGACCUGAUCGACAUGGAGGUGGUGUCACGGCAGAGUAACCGUGAGAACCUGGAGCAGGCCUUCGAGAUCGCUGAGUCGUUAGGGGUGACCAGACUGCUGGACGCUGAGGACGUUGAUGUUCCCUCUCCAGACGAGAAGUCAGUCAUCACUUACGUCUCCUCAAUCUACGAUGCCUUCCCUAAAAUCCCUGAGGGUGGAGAGGGCAUCGGCGCACACGAGGUGGAUCAGCGCUGGUCGGAGUACCAGUCCAGGUUCUCGUCUCUGCUCCAGUGGAGCCGCCAGCAUACGGCCCUCAUGGCCAACAAGAACUUCCCACAAAACCCCGUAGAACUCAAGGCACUUUACAAUGAGUACGUCCAUUUCAAAGAGACGGAGAUCCCCGCGAAGGAGAUCGAGAAAGGUCACAUCGAACACCUCUACAAACUGCUGGAGGUGUGGAUAGAGUUUGGUCGUAUUAAGCUUCCUCAGGGCCUUCAUCCCAAUGACCUGGAGGAGGAUUGGGGUAAACUCAUCCUGGAGAUGCUGGAGAGAGAAAAGGUUCUCCGGCCAGCUGUGGAAAGGCUAGACCUGCUGCUCCAGAGAGCCAAUAAGAUCCAGAACAUGUCUCUGGACUGCGAGGAGAAACUCACACUCGCUAAGAACACACUCCAGGCUGACUUGUCUCGAGCGGAGAGCGGCGAGGGCGUGCAGUGUGAGAGAGAGCUGGCCUGUUACCUGCAGGACUGCGAGUCUCUGAUUCAACAACUCUACCAGGAGCUCAAAAUCCUCAGAGAAGAGAAAUACUACCAGGUGGAGCAGCUGGUGUUCAGAGUUUCCCGCCUACAAGAGGAGCUGGUCUCCCUCAGACUGCAGUGCUCCAGCGUCUACAGGAAAGGCCACUUCUCUCAGGCCCUGGGCACCACGGGGACAGAGCACACCAGCCAGAGACCCGCUGAUACGGGCCUGUCUCUGGGUCAGACGCUGCUGGGAGCUGUGGGAGCGGUCGGAGCCGCACUCCUGCGGCGGCCGAUGGCUCGGUCCCAGCUGGUGGCCAUGUCUUCAUCAGAGGACGAAGGAAGCCUGAGGUUCAUCUACGAGCUGCUCGGAUGGGUGGAGGAGACGCAGGAGCUGUUGGAGCGCGCCGAGUGGGGGGCAGACCUCACCUCUGUAGAAAAAAACCUCGACGAGCACAACAACAUACACACUGCGAUUGAAGAGCUGAUGAACAGCCUGCAGGAGGCACGCAGCUACGAGGCUAAAGUCUCUCCCAACUUCAAGAGCAGUUACUCUGAGACGCUGGCCAAGCUGGAGAACCAAUACUGCAAACUACUGGAACAUUCGUCAUGGCGCCUGCGGAGCUUGGAGAGCCUGCACAUGUUUGUGUCGCAAUGCACUGACGAGCUGAUCUGGCUCAACGAGAGGGAGGAGGAGGAGAUCGCCUACGACUGGAGCGACAACAACACCAACAUGAACGCAAAGAAAGAAUUAUACAGUGAAAUGAGGUUAGAGCUGGAUGAAAAACGAGAUGUGAUGCGGUCACUCCAGGAAACGGCCAGCCGUCUGUGUCAGGAGAACCAUCCUGCCAAGCAGACCGUGGAGGCUUACAGUGCAGCCCUGCAGACCCAGUGGCAGUGGGUGGACCAGCUCUGCUUGUGUGUGGAGCAGCAUCUCAAAGACAACACGGCGUACUUCCAGUUCAUGAGUGACACCCGGGACUGUGAGUCAUACCUCCGCCAGCUCCAGGAAACCAUCAAGAGACAGUACACCUGUGAUAAGAACAGCAGGCUCAGCAAACUGGAAGACCUGCUGCAGGACUCAAUGGAGGAGAAAGAGCAGCUCAUUGAGUAUCGGAGUACAGUAGCUAGCCUGGUGGGCCGGGCCAAGACGGUGGUGCAGCUGCGCCCCCGCAGUGCAGAGAGCACUCUGGGAACUACAACACCCAUCAAAGCCGUCUGUGACUACAAGCAGAUCGAGACAAACGUUCAGAUCACGAUAAGCCGAGGAGAGGAGUGUGUGCUGCAGGACAACUCUCAGAGGACCAAGUGGAAAGUGAUCAGUCCGACGGGGAACGAAGCCAUGGUCCCGUCGGUGUGUUUCACCGUCCCGCCUCCAAACCAGGAGGCCAUCGACACAGCCAGCAGAGCUGAGCAGCUGUACCAGAAGGUCAUGUCCCUGUGGCAUCAGCUCCAUGUGAACAUGAAGAGUGUGGUAUCGUGGCACUACCUGCUCAAAGACAUCAAGACUGUAUCUGGGUGGAACUUGGACACGGUUCGGAGUCAGUCUCCAUCAGAUCGGGAGCACGUCCUCGAUCACCUGGAGUCCCAGCUGGCCGACUUUCUGUCAGACAGCAAAGAGAGCUCGCUGUUCACGCCGGCCGAAAGACGAGAGCUCGAGAAGGAUGUUCAGCAGGCCCAGCAACACUGCCAGGACCUGCUGCUCAACAUGGAGACCGUGGAGAAGGAUGAGUCAGUCUCUCGGUCGUACCAGUCAGAGCUGCAGAACAUCACCCUUUGUAUUAACGAGGCUGAGCAGAGACUGAUGAGGAGUAUUGAGACUCCACCUCCCAUCCUGUUGUCAGGUGAUGGUGCUGACAACACGGUCCAGAUUAGAGAGCAGGAGAAGCUGCAGUCUGAGCUGGACAACCUGCGCUCCAGUUUGGGUGACGUGUCUCAUCGCUGCGUUAAGUUCUUCGAGGAGAAGCCGACGUCGUCCAGCGUUCCUGUCCUCCGGUCGGAGCUCAAUCACGCUGUGGAGAAGAUAGACAAACUGCACAACCUCUCAGCUGUCUACCUUGAAAAGUUAAAAACAGUGGAUGUCCUGAUCCGUAGCCUGGAUGAAGCAGAGAGCCAAGUCAGGAAGUACGAGAGCAGACUAAGUGAGGAAGACAUAGUUCCUGCUGACACAGCAGCCAUUCAGAACCUCAGAGAUCAACUGGGGAAGUGGCAGGCUGAGCUUGGUGAGCAGGAAGGCGUCUUCCAGUCUCUGCAGGUGGAGGUACGUCAGGCCAAAGAGGCGGGGUCUAAGCUCAACAGGCUCCACCCGGACCGCAGCCCUGAGCUCGAGCGCUACCAGGACAAAGCCAAUCAGAUAACAGAAAGAUGGAGUGGAAUCAAAAGACAGAUGGAGACACGACGAGCGGAUCUUGAAGCUCUGGGCUCCUCCCUGCAGCAGUACAGAGACGGCCACUCCGCUUUGGUCAAAUGGAUCGAAGAGACGACGGAGAGACAAGAAAACACACAGCCGGGACAGAUGGACAGCAAAGCGCUGUCGGAACAACUGGCCCAGCAGACUGCCUUGGUAGCUGAGAUUGAACAGAAUCAGACCAAACUAGACGAGUGCCAGACUCACUCCAAACAAUACUGUGCCUCAGUGAAGGAUUAUGAACUACAGCUGAUGACAUUCAGAGCCUUUGUAGAGUCGAUGCACAAAUCACCUGUCAAGAGGAGAAGGUUGCACUCUUCCUCUGACGCUAUCACUCAGGAGUUCAUGGACUUGCGCACACGCUACACAGCCUUAGUGACCUUAACAACCCAGCAUGUGAAGUACAUCAGCGAUGCUCUGAGAAGACUGGAGGAGGAGGAGAAAGAGGUGGAGGAGGAGAAACAGGCCAGGGUGGGGCAGGUUUCAGACCUUCUGGGCUGGGUCAAAGGCCUCCAGGGACGCGCUGGUGGCCCCAACGCCGAGUCUUCUCUGGCUGCUCAACAGGCCAUCAAUGAACAGCUAGCAGCCAAGAAAGAUCAGGUGGCUGAAGCUAUAAGGAGCACACAGGUCUUCCUUCUGUCGAAACAGGCCAGCAAGUUGUCCCCAGAGGAGCGCGCUCACGUGGAGGCUCAGCUGGACGAGCUGAAGACCACCUACAACCAGCUGUGCGACAGCUCCACCCAACAGCUGCAGCAGCUGGAGCAGCAACUGGCCAAAGAGGAGGAAAGAAAGAAUGAGAUUGCCAUUGCUGGAGUGAUUGACCUGGGUACAGUGGAAACAUUCCCAGUAUUCCGAGCAGCUCAACGUGGUCUUAUUGACCAGGACACCUGCCAUGUUCUGCUAGAGACCCAGCUCAUUAUGGGUGGGCUCCUUCAACCUGACUCUCCUGUCAAACUUUCACUGGAGCAAGCUCUAACUCGAGGCCUAAUUGACAGCCAUACCAGACAGUCCCUGUCUGAGCUUGAGAGCGCCUUGUAUUUGGUGGAAAAUGCCAAGACUGUGAGUGAUGAACAACAAGACAAUGCCUUGCCUGUAGUUAGAGCCAUGGAGACCGGGCUAAUCAGAGAGGAAGUGGGACUUCGCAUACUCCAACUCCAGAUGAACACUGGAGGAUUGAGACAUUCAACUGGAAAAAUGUUGAGUUUGGAGCAAGCAGAAGACAAGAGACUUUUGUCUCCCAGAAUUAUUACCAAGCUCCAGUCGAGACUACAACACAGAGAGCUGAUCGAUCCAAACACAGCUGAAAAAGUAAAUCUCUGUGAGCUGCAGCUCCAGUGUGUUCUCGAUGAUGAUUCAGGUCUUCUUCUCUUCCCUGUUAAGCAGCAGCCUGGAGGAACAGUUUGCCUCCGUUCUGGAAGAAAAGUCGGUAUUUUCCGUGCUGUGCAGGAGGGACUGAUUGAUCGGAAAGUUACUGUACGACUUCUCGAAGCUCAGCUUUUUGCCGGUGGCAUUGCAGACCCACGAUCUGGCCAUCGACUGACAGUAGAUGAAGCUGUUCGCCAUGGGCUUAUGGACCAGGAUCUAGCCUGUGCCAUGUUAGCACGUCAACUGCAAAAUGGGGGUAUUCUAGACCCUUUCAGUGGAGAGCGCCUGGACUUAGAAGAGAGUAUUCGCAGGGACCUUCUCUCCCCUCGUUUGGCUCUGUUGGUCCUUGAGUCUCUCUGGACUUUUAUGGGCUUGCUCUGGCCUGAAAAUGGAGAGGUUGUACCCAUUGCUGAGGCUGUUCAACAAGGUGUGAUCUCAGGCGAUCUAGCAAGGAGCACACUGAGACAACGACAUGCCAUUGGGGCUUUGUACAACCCAGAAACUCUUCAGGUGCUGCCCCUGAACAGCACUGCUGAAAAUGAAUUAGAUCCCAGUGCGGUCAGUUUUCUCAAAGAAAUCCACAUACCAGAUGUUCUUUCCAACAUGAACCAGUCAGGUAACCCAUCUCUAAACCGCCAUAGCUGGGGUUCCACUAGCUCCUCCUCUCCUCCAUCCUCUCCACUGCCUCCAUCAUCUCCCACAGGCCUUGUGUGGGAAACUACAUCAACUAAUGGGAAGGAUCCUGAAGAACAAGCCAAACACAAGCUGCUGUUUCACCUCAUGACUCACAGCUAUGUAGAUGCUCAUUCUGGAAAGCGCCUCGUGCUGCUUGACCCUGAGCUAAUGGUAAUGAUCAAGGACGCUGACAUGGUUGCUGGAGAAUCUGCUCAUCGGGUUGAGCCGCUAAGCAGUAUGGCUACAGAUAAGCUGGAUAAACUGGAAAUGGGGGAAAAGAUUAGUUUGGCAGGUAAUGGAGUGAGUGAAGGUGAUGACGACAGUUCCAGUUUAGUCACACCAAGUAAGGAUUUUGAGAUUAAAGAUAGAAGUGGUCUAGAAGAAAUGCAUGAUGGGGAAGGAGACAACAAAUCACUGCAGCAACCAUCAGAACCCAUAGAAGAAGAUUUAGCCAUUUCAGCUAAAUAUGAAAUUGGUGGUGAUAAAAGUGAAAAGGUAGAUGAACAAAAGAAAGAAAUGACCAGUUGGGACAGUUUAGCUUCAGCUAAAUACCUCAACGAUGAAAUAACAAAGAGCCCAAAUGAAAUAAUACAAGCUGAAUACCAACCCAUGGAUAGUCCUGUGCGAGACAGUGGAAGUACAACUGCAACAGAAGUUAUUGAAAUGGCCACAGCGCCACUCAAAUCAGAGGACAAUGUUGAAAGGAAGACAUUCAAAGAGCUCAUCCCAGAGGAAAAACCAAAUGAAGAUGUUAAAUUAACAGCAUCUCAAGAAAGAAAAGAUAUAAAACAUUCCCAGGCUGAAUCAGAAAUUAUAAAACAAAGUGUGACUGUAAAAAAGACCGACUCAAAGCAAGCUAAACCACAAGUUGAUAUCUCUGAAGCAGUAGCAGAGAAGCAAGAAGAGGAUGCUGAACUGGAGAGGAUGGUCAUGCAGCUCAAACAGGGAGGUCUAAUGACAGAAGAAGGGGAAAAGCUGCUGCCAGAUGAGGCAGUAGCCCAGGGUGUCCUCCCUGGCCAUACAGCUGUUAAAUUAAUGGCUCAAGCCGGUUUGUUUGGGGGCUUCUUAGAUGCCAGCAGUGGGGAGUCACUUAGCAUGGAGGAAGUUAUGCAGGAGGGUUUACUAGAUGAAGAUCUAAUGUGGGGUGUCCUAAAGUCAGAUAAAACUCUUGCAGGGGUUGUUGAUGUGGAGAAAAGGCAGAUCUGUGGGGUGAGGGAGGCAGCUCAGGCAGGGUUGAUUGAUCCCAACACAGCCUCUCGACUUCUGGAAGCCCAGGUGGCAUCUGGGGGGAUUGUUGACCUGCGAAGGGAUAAGAAAGUCUCUGUGACUCUAGCAGCAAACCUGGGGCUGAUUGAGGACGUUCAUAGAGAAGAACUUGUAGCACUGGAGAAGGCAUGCAAGGGAAAGGAUGCAGAUUCCUCAGCAUUCCUCAAGAAAGCCAGUUUGCAGCUUCAGAUGGAAGGUGUUCUCGACCCAGAGUCCAAGUCUCCAGUUCCUAUAGAACAAGCUAUUCACAAAGGCUUAGUUAGACCAGAGGAGGCUUAUCAGGUCUUGGCUAGGCAAGUGGCUGAAGGUGGUAUAAUUCACCAUCCUUCAGGCAUGAGGCUUCCAGUUUCUGAUGCUGUUGAUAGAGGACUAGUAGAUCGGUCCGUUGCUCCUGGGUUAGAGGAACUUGAGUGGGUCUACCAAGGAAAAGUCAGUCCUUCACAUCGCCCAGAAGCUUUUGUUUUCCAAGCAUCAACCGGAGCUAUUUCAGACCCUGACACUGGAAUCAAACUUACUUUGACAGAGGCAGUUUCUAAGGGUCUUCUAGAUGAGAACAAAGCCAGUGAAGUCAUGGCUUCUCCCACAGUAACUCAGGGAGUGCUUGACCCCCAAACAGCACGCAUUGUACCCUAUUCAGAACUUGUAAACCAGGGUAAGAUAGAUAUUGAAACAGGUAAACGCUUCUUGGAGGUGAAACCAUUCCGUGGUGUUCAGGAUAAGCAAUCAAAGGAAACACUGACCCUUCCCGAAGCAGUUGCAUUAAAGAAAGUUGAUCCAGCUCCAGCACUGAGACUUCUCCAAAGCCAGGCAGACAGCGGUGGGAUCAUUGAUAUCAGAACUGGAGAAAGGCUGUCGCUGCCUGAAGCUUCUAAGAGGGGUUUAGUUGGAGAUGAUAUGGUCACAGAAAUAGCUACAAACCAGUUUUUGAAAGGAGGCUUAGUUGAUCCUUCAACUGGACAACGAGUCGCCAGUCUCAAUGAUGCAACUGCUUUAGGACUGAUAUCUAACAAUGUGGCAUUGGAGAUUCAGGAGAAAGUGAUGUCAGUAGAGACCGAGGGUGGUGAAGAAAGCUCUACACCCGUUGCCUCAUCAGAUAGUACAUACAGCCCUGCUAUCAUAUUGUCAGACAGUCCAGCAAACUGGUCUGAUGUUAACGCUGAGGAGCCCAUGAAAUCUCCACCUUCAAAGAGAGAAGCGGUGCAAGAUGAAGAGAAGACACUGACAUCUGUACUAUCAGAUCAGUUGAAGUUGUAUGACACGAUUGCAGAUAAGGAUAAAGUGGACAAACCUGAGUCAGGGGAAGAAAAGACUUCAAGGCAGCCGGACGAGUCCAUGGACAUCUUAUUUAAGUUUGCAACUAAUGUUGAGAAAAGAAUCCAGCAAGCCAUAAAAGAAAUUGAACCACAGAAAGACACCACUAAAUCACAGAGUCCUCCUGAACAGGAGGCAGAUGAGAGACUGCAAAUAAAUGAUGAACAAAGGAAAAGCAUUAUCAGAGAUUCUGUAGGAGAAGUCAAGCCGACACAAAUCUAUCAUGCUGACAAAGAUUUACAGGAAAAGGAUAGAACAGGUGUCAAUGGGGAACCUGUGCAGGGUGGGGAAAAAGAGCGUGUUUCUGAGGAUGGAAGAUUGAAGCCUAAGACGACGAGUCCUGUGGCAGUAAUGGUUAUAGAUGACAAGGAAAGCAAAGAGGGUGAUGAAGGGUCAAAUAUGGACGAAGAGGAAUCUAGAAAGGAUGAUGUGGCAGUGCAGAAAGAUGAUGGCAUAAGAGAGAAGGUCCAAGUGGUGGAGAAAGAGAAGCCCUUAAAGGUUGAAGAUUUAGAGAUCAAAACCAGCACUCGUUCUGAAGAGUCAGCACAGUUGUUGACAUCUGCUUCCAAAGAGUCAGAAAACAAAAGCAAAAAGAAGAGGAAAAGUAAAAAGAAGGGAAAAGGUAAAGAGGCAGAGAGUGAAACACACCCUUCAGAGAUAAAGCAUGCAUCUCAAAUCUAUCAAACUGAGGAGGAGAUGGAAGGAAAGUCUGGAGCUGUUAAUGCGACUACAGUUGAGCUUGUGUCACAAGACGUAGACAUGAAAUCACAGAUUCAUGGUCAGGGAGCUUCUGAAGGGCCAAUCGAAGGCAUGAGGACUGAUGAGAAAUUUGAGGUUGAGAGUAAUUUGGUGAAACAGGGACAGAAAGAAGCCUUAAAAGUAAUCGCUGAACCAGAGAAAGAGGCAAAUAAAAUAUUAACAGCUACAGGAAAGGCUGAUAAGAGAGAGGAGAUGAAAGGGAAGCCUGAAGAAAAGGAUUCUGUCGCUCAGCAACCAGAAAAACCAGAGAGCAUUCAGGAGGUGAAGGAAAGGAAAGAGCAUGAGCUGCCUCAGAAAUCCCUUCUACCAGACACAGAGAAAGCGGCCUUGAUCCUGAAGGCCAAAGAGAGUAUUCUUAAAAAGGUGUUUGAAAAAGGUGUGAGUGAGAAACAGGCUGCUGAGGAGCUGCAGGCGCUGCGCAAGGAGGUGGGGAAGAAGGAGGGUAAAGGUAUAACUGUUAGUGAUGUAAAGGCACAAACUCGGCACGCUAAGGAGGAUGGAGUGGAGAGUCGAGCUGUAAAAGAAGACACUGUCAAGACAUCCGAUGGUUUAUGUGAAGAAAGUAAAGAAGAGAUGAGUGUCAAGGUGGACAAAAUGAAACUGAGAGAAGUCAAAGAAAAUCUGCCUGUGGAGAAACCGUUGGUCGAGGAGACCACGGAGGCUGAACCGCUGGAGGUUUCUUCAAAUGAAAAAGAAAAGGAUGCAAGUUUUGGAAUGGAAGAGACACAAAAAGAUAUUAAGACAGCUGCAUUGGUCCAAUCUAAAGAAACUCGGCCUAGUAAACAAAGCAAGAAGAGCAAAAAAUCCAAGAGGCUGAAAGUGGCUGAAAAAGCUGAGCCUGAUACUGAGAAGGCACUGAGCAAGGAAAAAGUGGAAGAGACUACAACAGAAAUUACCCCAAAAUCCACUCUGGAAAGAACAGAUUUGGAAAGCUCAGGUUUGAUUCAGGAGCAGAAGGUAGAUGCUGAGAGUCGGUCACCAACGGGGGAUAUCCUCUCACCUUCGGCUGGUGAAGGGACAGUUGAGGUGGAGACCCCUGAAAUUAUUAUUCCAACAGUUGAGACUCUUGAACAAACUUCACCCCAUUUGUAUCAACCACAGAGGCCCAGUUAUCACGUACAGGACAUCGUACAAGCGGAAGAGAUCAGUGGCGGGAAAGACCAAUCCCAUUCAGGCACUGGAGGUGUGAUCGAAUCCUCUGACCUUUAUCACGAUGAACACAAAUUGGAGACCACAGCGCUGUCCGCUGCUCUGUCCCCAGCUCAGUCCACAGCUCAGGCCACACCUGUAUCCCAAGCUCAGUCCACAGCUGUAUCCACAGCUCAGCCCACAGCUUCUGAUCCACAGCCUGAUAAAACAGCUGGCAAAGGCAGAAAGAAGAAAAAGCACCAACCAGUUAAAGAAGAAGGCACCGAUCCUGCAUCAGAAUCUUUAAAACACCAACAGCAACAUCUUGAAUCUUCAGAAACGCCAGCUUUGCUCUCAGAAGAUGCUGCAGCUGAGUCUGAAUCAGCUGUAGUCCCACAGUCUGAGACCACCACUGAGACCUGGGCAGAGGAUGACGCCAGCGAGAGUCCCCAACAGGUGUCAAAGAAGGAGGAAACAUCAUCUGUGACUGGCAAGUCAUCAUUGAUGCGUCAGGAAUGCUUGGAGCACGACCAGCGAAUGGUAGCCCUGCUCUCCAUGGUUAGACACAUCGAGGUCCAACUGAAACAGCAGCAGCAGCAGUCUGUUGGUCGCAGCCUCAUCACAUUGGAGGACAUCAUCAGACAGACUGAGACUCUGGACCUUGAACUGCGCGACAUGGAGCCUGAGAUCAACAAAGAGGCGGAGGCGGCUGAGCGACUACUGAACCCCCAACCGAAAAAUGUUCCUUCUCAACUCCUAUUGGCCCUGGAAAAGGAUGGGCGGAGCUUGGCUCGAGGAUACGAGGCUGCCAGGGCUCUUUCUGAGGGCAUUCUGCAAAGUCUACGAGACCACAGAGACUCUUAUAAGGAUGCAGUCACAGCUGAGCAGAAGUCACUGGGACAACAUGUGGAGAGCUUGCUCUCUUGGCUGACAGAGACAGAGACUCAGAUGGAGAAAGAGAAGAAAAAUGACGGUUCAGAUCAGCUCACGCAGCAGCUGACUCUUUGCAAGGAGCUCCAGUCCUCUCUGAUGGCUCGCUCUAGCGAGGUCAACAACGUAGUGUUUGACAUUCAGGUGUUCAUCUCAGAGCGGGCACAGGACCUGGCCCCUGAGCAAAGCAGGCAUCUUCUGGGGCAGCUUCAGCAGCUGCAGAAGGCCUUCCACAGAGCGUCCGGUCAAGCCCAGGCCUGGGCCGACGCCCUCUCAGCCCAGAGAGACAGGGAAGAGGAGCGGCAGCGCAAAGAGAGGGAGAAAGAAGAAGAGAAGGAGAAAGAGAGGCAGAGUGCGAGGGAGAGAGAGGUGGUUCAGCAGCAGAAAGCCGAGUGCACUCAGAAACUGGAAGGCCUCAGCAUGUGGUUGGCUGGAGCUGCCAGCCUGCUGGCCAGUCAGAGACCGGGAGCAGAGUCAGGUGAUGUGGACAUCCUGCAGGAAAAGCAGAGGAAACUAAAGGAAGUCCAGAAAGACCUCCACACUAAAGGCGAGGGCAUAGCUGAGGCCAUCAGGUCUGUGGAGGAGCUCCUGUCAGAGCGAGGAGAAACCCUGAGCCCAGAGGAGAGGGAGAACCUCCAGGCGGCGCUAACAAGGAUGAAGGAGCAGUACAGUGCUCUGACAGAUUCAGCCAACGCCACGCUGUCCGAGCUCGACACGGCCAUUAACAACACUGUGCAGCAGAACACACAAAGGGCUAAAGCAGUGGAGGAACUACAGGAGACCCGAACCCAUAUAGACUCCCUCCUGAAUGAACUGUCCACCCUUAACCAACCUGGAAAGACUCUAGCUGGAUCUUCAGCAGCCCAGGAUGUUAUUGAUUCACCUUUUUCACCACCAGAGGGCGCUGUGAUGUCACAUACUGAGAUGCUACAGGCGGAGCUUCAGCAGCUCCAGGCUCAGCAGGCACAGCUGCUGCAGAUCACCCAGUCAACUCGGUCCCUUUUGGAGCAGCCCGACACAACAGUUCCUCCUGAAGAGAAGCAGCGACUCAGGGCUGCCCUGGACCAGCUGCAGGCUCAGCACCAGGACAAACUGCAGAGCUGCCAGGACCGUCUGAGGAAGUCUGAGGCUCUGAAAGAUGAGCUGACAAAAUUCCUCCAGGAACAUGGAAGUUUGGGUACCUGGCUGGAACAAAGUGAAAAGGACCUUCGUUCUCUCGGCGAAGGAGAAACAGAUGCACAAGGACUUAAGGGCAGGCUGGACGAGCACAGAAAGCUUGCUGAAGAUGUGAUUUGCCACAAGGCGGACCUGCGCUUCGUUUCCAUCUCGGGUCAGAAAGUUCUGGACUCUGUUCAGGGAGCUCUGGAGCAAGUUGGUGGUUCAGAUGCAUCUCUGGAGAGCACCAAGCAGCUGGUAACUGACAAGCUACAGGAUGCCAACCACAGAUACACCUCUCUACACACCAAGUCAACAGAGCUGGGCAGCCGUUUGUCCGGCCUGUUGGAGAGAUACCAGCAGUACCAGGAUGAGGUCGUCUCCCUCCACUCCUGGCUCAGCACUCAGGAACAGAGCCAAAGCAUAGCGAAGGCCAGCGGGGAGACAGACCCACAGAACCUACAGAACACACUACGACAAGUACAGCUGCUUCAGGAUGAGCUGGCAGAGCGCUCGGUGCAGCUGGAGAAGGUGAAGAGGGCAGGAAGAGAUCUGGUCAGCACAGAUGAAUCUCCUUCCCUGAAAGCUGUUGACAUCCUGUGUGCUGCAGAUGGCUUGGAGAAGAGAUUCGACUCCCUUUCCACAUCUGUCUCAGAACGGGCCGAGCAGCUGCAGACAGCUGUGGCCCAAUCUGUCAGCGUCCAGGAGGGCCUCAAGGGUCUGCUGAGCUGGUUGGACAAACUGGCUCUGAGCCCUGGUCCAAUUGAACCCACUGCACAGGCAGUACAGGAUGCCCUUACUCAGAACCAGAAACUUCGGCAGGAAUUACUCUCCCGGCAGGGCAGUGUGGACGCAACACGAGACUCUGUUUCCAAACUGCUUCACACCUCAGACGCCUCCACAGCUUCAGGCCUUCAGGGGAGUUUAGAAGAUCUGACUCAGCGCUUCACUGCAGCACAGGCCAGCCAGGCUGAGAGGGAAGCUGAGCUUAAAGGGCUGCUGCCCAAGCUGGAGAGCUACGAGCGGCUGUGGUCAGACCUCCAGGUCUUCACCCAGAGCCGAGUGAAGGCUCUGAGUCCUGUCGGUCAACCGGACCGCAGCGUGGACGACUACAGGCAAACCAUUGAGGAGGUCCGAUCGGAGCUGGAACAGGAAGCCGGGCAGCUGAAAUCCUUCUGCAACCUUGGCACCGAGCUCAGCCAAUCAAAAGCCUUCAGUAACACUCAAAGCUUAUUGGACAAUGUCAAAGGGGUGACUGAUGAAUUCAACCAACUGGAAGAAAAUGUAAACGAAAGGUUUGCUGCCAUUCAGGCCUGCGAGCAACAGCUGCUCCAGUUCCGCGGCCUCUCCGGCUCCCUCGUCAGGUGGCUUCAGACAGCACAGGACCAGCUGCCCUCCAAAGAGGCCAACCUCAACACCGAGGGCCUGCAGAGGAGAGUUCAGCAGCUUAAGGACUUGUUGAACGACUGGGAGUCGCAGGGAUCCCGAGUUCAAGAGCUGAACAAGACGGGCUCGGAGCUGGAAUCGCUCAUCAUCGAUAUCACCGCUCCUCAGACCAAAACGGGUGCUCCUCACAUCAAUGGCUCAGCAGGUCCCAGCAGUGUCAAUGGCAUUCACACCUGUAAAGAUCUGACAGAGCUCCAGGUAGCAGUGUCUGAUGUGAACAGUCGAUAUGACGCUUUGGGCGGGGAGUUAAAGGAGCGUCUUGGUCAGCAGCAGGCCUCGCUGGAGUUGAGGCAGAAGGCCAGGCAGGGCACAGAAGAGCUCAAGAGCUGGCUGACAGACAGAGAGCAAAGCCUGAAACAGGCACAGACCGCCUCUCCCUCCAAACCGGAGGUGGUACGAGCUCAGGCCCAGGAGAACAAGGCCCUGCUGUCAGAAUUGGCCGAGCACUCGGGAAAGGUGGAGGAGCUGAAGAGCACGCUGAGGAAACUGAUUGCUGAAAACCCCGAUUCACCAGAAGCAGACACCUGGAGACAACAGCUGCAAGAGAUAGACUCCCGCUGGCAAACGGCUAAUCAGACCGCGGCUCAGAGGCAGACUGAGCUCGAGACGUGCGCUGAUAGGCUGGGCAGCUUCGCCUCAGCGGCUAAUCAGCUGGGUCCUUGGCUGAGGGAGAAGGAGCUGAUGAUGAGCGUUCUGGGACCCCUGAGCAUCGACCCCAACAUGCUCAACACUCAGAAACAACAAGUACAGUUCAUGCUGCGGGAGUUUGAGACGCGGCGGCCACAGUUUGACCAGCUGACUCAGUCAGCUGAGGGCAUCCUCUCCCAGACCGGUGACUCUGCUCAGGACCCCAAGGACCUGGCAGAGGUGCGUUCUGAACUGGGCUCCAUCUCCCAGCAGUGGGAGGACCUAACGAGCAAACUGACACAGAGGUCAAACCACAUCGAUCAGGCCCAAGGAACCAGCGAACGGUACCAGGCCUUGCUCCGAGAGCUUUCUUCCAGUCUCUCUGCUCUGAGUGAGAGGUUAGAUGCUCAGGCCUCACUGAGCGCUCAACCCGAGGCACUGAAACGCCGCCUGCAGGAAACCGGAGAGAUCCGAUCUGAGCUGGAGAGAAGGCGGACCGAGGUUGCCGAGGCGGAGAAACUCUGUCAGGAGCUGAGCGCCAUCGUGGCUGAACCCUACCUGAAAGAAGAGCUGAGCAAACGACUGGAGAGUGUCAGCGGGCCGCUCAAGAGUUUGGAGGAGCGUGCAGCUGACGGUCUGUCUCAGCUCCAGGCUGCCCUGUCGUCCACCCAGCAGUUCCAGCAGAUGUUUGAGGAGUUGCGCUCCUGGCUUGACAAGCAGACAGAUCCUAGAGAAUCAUCAACCGUCGCCCUGCCCUGUCAGCCGGAGGCCAUUCGCUCCCUGCUGGCAGAGACAGAUGAGCUCCAGCGUGGGCUUGCCAGUCAGCGAGGCUCCUACGAGCUGAUCCAGGCUGAGGGAGCGUCGCUCCUCGCCACUCUACCAGCAGACGAGCGCUCAGCCCUGCAGGCCCGUCUGACCUCCUUGAGACAGGACUGGGAGGGCCUGAACCACAGGAUCUCAGACCGGGAAGCAAAACUGAAAAACACUCUGAACAAAGCAGAAACUUACCAGCAGCACAAGGCUGAGUUGAUACCGUGGUUAGCAGACUGCGAAGGGAAAGAAAAAGAGCUACAACCAUCACUUGACUCAUCUGCCCUGGAUGAAGCCUUGCAGAAAGCACGAAAUCUGUCCCUGGACAUCGAGAGACGACAACCUCUACUUGAAGCCUUUAAUGCUGCAUCUGAUCAGUUACUGGAGCAGUGCUGCAUCGGGGAGGAAGAGGUACGUGAUGAGAAGGCUCAGCUGAACCGCAGGGUAGAUGGACUGGGCGAAAGCCUCCAUAAUCGCACAGCUCAGCUGGAGGAGCUGGCCAGCCGCCUGAAGGAGUUUGAAGAAGGUAGACAGGCAGUGGAGAGGAGACUGGAGGCUGCCAAGCACCAAAUCGAGGUUCAGGAGGCUCUAGGACCUCAGGCAUGCAGUGCCAAAAGCCUGGAGAGGUUGAGAAGUCAGCAGGAGAGUUUGAGAUCCUUGCAGCCUCAGGUGGUCUACCUGAGAGACCUGGCUCAGGGGCUGGUGCAGGAUGCACCCCAGACACCAGGAGGCAGCACAGAGGGAACACGGAGACUCCAGGAGCAGGCCAAAGAUGCAGAGAAAGAGUAUGAAGAUGUUACUGACAAGAUCGAGCAGUGCUGUUCCUCCCUGGAGUCACGGCUGCAGGGCGUCGGCGAGGUCCAGGCUCACGUGCGGGACGUCUUCUCACGUCUCGCCGACCUUGAUGAUGAACUGGACUCCUUCAGUCCCGUUGGACGCGACGCGGACUCCUUGGCCUCUCAGGCCGACGCCCUGAAGGGCUUCCUCUCCCGUCUGGCCAACCUCAGGACUGAGCUGGAGGGCCACGCGUCAGAGUGUACCACCAUGCUGCGGCGCGAAGGCUCCUCUCCCGACCUCCUCGCACUCAGGAGGGAGACGGAGGCUUUGAGCCGCCAGGCCGGCAAGCUGAGUGAACGCGGCCAGGCCAGGUUGGACCAAAUCGAGGAUGCUGCGGACCGUGUUCGUGAUUUCUACAGGCUGGUGGCUGAGCUGCAAGGCCUGCUGGGAAGAGCAGAAGAGAAUCUGAAUGCGCAGGGCCUGGUUGGCACAGAGGUGGAGAUGAUUAAGCAGCAGCUGCAGGAGUUCAAGGCUGUGGAGAGAGAGCAGGUAGACAGCAUUCAGCCAAAGCUGCAGCACGUCAACGCAGUGGGUCAGGGUCUCAUCCAGAGCGCCGCCAAACACACCGACACCCAGGCGCUGGAGCACGACCUGGAGACCACCAACCUCCAAUGGAACUCACUAAACAAGCGGGUGGCAGAGCGGAUCGCCCAGCUGCAGGAGGCCCUGCUGCAUUGUGGGAAAUUCCAGGAUGCUCUGGAGCCGUUGCUCAGCUGGCUGAGCGACACAGAGGAGCUGGUAGCGAAUCAGAAGCCUCCAUCGGCCGAGUACCGCGUGGUCAAGGCCCAGAUCCAAGAGCAAAAGCUCCUCCAGAGAUUGUUAGAUGACCGCAGGCCGACAGUGGAAAUGAUCCAGGCUGAAGGAGAGAGGAUUGCAGCCACAGCAGACACUCAGGACCGAGAGAAGAUCCAGACCCAGCUGCAGAGUCUAGCAGAGAGAUGGUCUGACCUGCUGGACAAGGCCAGCGGCAGACAAAGGCAGUUGGAGGAGCUGCAGGUUUUGGCUCUUCAGUUCCACGAAGCCCUCGAGCCACUCGGGGAAUGGCUGAGCACCACGGAGAGACGCCUAAGCUCUGCUGAGCCUAUGGGAACCCAGACGGCAAAGAUCACCCAGCAGAUCAUCAAACACAAGGCGCUCCAAGAUGACGUGUCUUCCCGAGAAGCCGAGGUUGACCACCUCGAGUCGCUGAGCCAAUCGCUGAGCCCGCUCAGCUGCGCGGCUGAUCGCGAUUGGUUAAGCGAACGCGUGGGAUCGGUGAGGUCUGGUCACUCAGAGCUUGCUGAUUGGUGCUCCAGGCGGGCGGGCCUGCUGGAGCAGGCACUGGCCAACGCUCAGCUGUUUGGGGAGGACGAGGUAGAGGUGCUGAACUGGCUGGCGGAGGUGGCUCAGAGACUGACUCAGGUCUCUGUACAGAGCUAUCAGCUCCAGGUGCUGGCCGAGCAGCACAAACACACUCUGGCUCUGAAUGAAGAGAUCUUGAGCAGGAAGAAAACCGUGGACCAGGCCAUCAAGAAUGGACAAGCUCUACUCAAACAGACCACAGGUGAGGAGGUCCUCCUGAUCCAGGAGAAGCUCGACGGCAUCAAGUCUCGUUACGCCGAGAUGACGGCCGGCAGCAGUAAAGCCCUCCGGACCCUGGAGCAGGCCCUGCAGCUGUCCACGCGAUUCGCCAGCGCCCACGACGACCUCAACCAGUGGCUGGACGGUGUGGAGACGGAGCUCAACACUGUCGAGCCCGACGCCUCACCCGCCUACCAGGAUAGACAAAAGGAGUUGAAGAAAGUGUCAGCAGAGAAGCGUCUGGUGUUGGAUACAGUGAACGAGGUGGGCAGCGCUCUGCUGGAUUUAGUGCCUUGGCGAGCCCGAGAAGGCCUGGACCGCCUCGUCGCAGACGCCAACCAGCGCUACCGACAGGCUGAUGAAACCAUCACUCAGCGGGUGCAACUGGUACAAGCUGCCAUCCAGAGGUCUCAGCAGUAUGAAGAGGCCGUGGAUGCAGAGCUGGCCUGGGUUGGGGAGACGGAGCGCAAACUGGCAUCUCUGGGGCCCCUGAGUCUGGAGCCUGACGUGACCGUGGCCCAACUGCAAGUGCAGAGGGCAUUCAACAUUGACAUCAUCCGACACAAAGACACAGUAGAUCAGCUCCUCAGCACCAGAGACGACAUCUUAGAAGCAUGCAGUGACGCUCAGAAGGAUGCACUCAUGCUCAAGACGGGCUCUUUGAGCGCUCGUUAUGAUGCAGUGAGUCAGAGCCACAGCGAGCGGUUCUCAGCUCUGGAGCAGGCUCAGGUUCUUGUGGCUCGGUUCUGGGAAACCUAUGAGGAACUGGAGCCGUGGCUGGGUGAAACUGAAACCCUCAUCGCCCAGCUUCCACCACCAGCUAUUGACACAGAUGCUCUCCGCCUGCAGCAGGACCAGAUGAGACUGCUCAGGGAGUCCAUAGCAGAACACAAGCCGCACAUCGACAAGCUGCUGAAAAUCGGACCUCAGCUGGCCGAGCUCAGCCUGCAGGAGGGUGCGACUGUGACGCAGCGCUACGCAGAUGCCGAGAAACGGUACCAGGCCAUCAAAGAGGAGGUCAAAGGUCGAGCUACAGCACUAGAUGAGGCGGUGUCCCAGUCUGCACAGCUGGUAGAGUUUCACGACAAGAUGGACCCACUGUUGGAGACUCUGGAGGGGGCGGUGCAGCGGCUUCGGCAGCCUCCCCCUGUGGCUGCAGAGGUGGAGAAGAUUAGGGAGCAGCUGGCAGAGCACCGAGCCCAAGGACUGGAGCUGGACAAACUGCUGCCAAGCUUCUCCGCCCUCUGCGCCCGCGGAGAGGAGCUCAUCGGCCGAGCGGCUCAUGACGACCCUGCUGCUCAGGCUGUCCGUUCCCGCCUCCUCCGCCUGCGCUCUCUAUGGGAUGAGAUCCGGCAGCGUGCUGAAGAGAGAGAGGGGAAACUCAAUGAUGUCUUGGACCUGGCUGGGAAAUUCUGGGCCGACGUGGCGGCGCUACUGAGCACGCUCCGAGACUCCCAAGAUAUCGUGAAAGACCUGGAGGAUCCUGGAGUGGACCCAUCGCUCAUUAAACAACAGAUUGAGGCUGCUGAGGCCAUCAAGGCAGAGACGGACGGCCUGAGGGAAGAGCUGGAGUUUGUCAGGACCCUCGGAGCUGACCUCAUCUUCGCUUGUGGAGAAACUGAGAAGCCUGAAGUCAAAAAGACCAUAGAUGAGAUGAAUGCUGCUUGGGAGGGUCUGAACCGAACAUGGAGAGAGAGGAUGGAGAGACUGGAGGAAGCCAUGACUGCCUCAGUUCAGUAUCAGGAUGCACUGCAGUCCAUGUUUGACUAUCUGGACAACGCAGUGAUCAAGCUGUGUGAAAUGUCAACUGUGGGAACUGACCUGGGAACUGUCAAACAACAGAUUGAGGAGCUUAAGCAGUACAAGGUGGAGGUUUACCAGCAGCAGAUUGAUAUGGAGAAGCUGAGCCACCAGGGGGAGCUGCUGUUAAAGAAAGUGUCAGACCAGACAGACAGAGACAUGAUCCAGGAGCCGCUGACCGAGCUCCGACACCUGUGGGAAAACCUGGGGGAUAAAAUCACCCAACGACAGCACAAACUGGAGGCUGCCCUGCUGGCUCUGGGUCAGUUCCAGCAUGCCUUGUCCGAGCUGCAGGCCUGGCUGACCCACACACACACCACUCUGGACACACAGCGACCCAUCAGCUCUGACCCCAAGGCCAUCGAAAUUGAGCUGGCUAAACACCAUGUUUUACGUAAUGAUGUGCUGUCCCAUCAUGCCACAGUGGACACUGUGAACAACGCUGCCGCUGAGCUGCUGGAGUCCUCUCCUGGCGAUGAGGCGGGCAACCUGAGGGAUCAGCUCGAUCAGCUCAACCAGAGCUGGGAGAGUCUGCUGCUCAAAACCCAGGAGCGGCAAAAACUGCUGGAGGCCGCCCUGCAGCAGGCUGAAGGUUUCCAUGGGGAGUUGGAGGAGUUCCUCCAGUGGCUGAGGAGGACCGAGAGCCAGCUGUCUGCCGCCAAGCCAACAGGCGGUCUCCCUGAAACCGCCAGGGAGCAGUUACAGCAACACAUGGAGCUCCAAGCCCAGGUGACUCAACGGGCAGAGCAGUACAAUCGCCUGCUGGAUCAGGGAGAGUCCAUGCUGCUGGCUCGCGGAGGAGAAGAAGCAGGACCUGGUACCACCCAGACCCAGCAGAACCUGGCCAUGCUGCAGAACAAGUGGGGCAGCCUCAACACCAAGAUGGACGACCGCAGGGCAAAACUGGACGAGGCCGUUUCUUUGGCCACGGGUUUUCAGACUUCUCUGCAGGACACCAUCAACUGGCUGACCCAGGCUGAACAGACCCUGAACAUGGCCCAGCCCCCCAGCCUCAUACUGGACACCGUCCUCUUCCAGAUUGAUGAGCACAAGGUCUUUGUCAAUGAGGUGAACACCCACAGAGAGCAGGUCCUGGCUCUGGAGAAGGCCGGCUCUCAGCUUCGCUUUGCCAGCCUGAAGCAGGACGUGGUUCUUAUCAAGAACCUGCUGCUCAGCGUCCAGGCCCGCUGGGACAAGCUGGUCCAGAGGUCACUGGACCGAGGCCGACACCUGGAUGAGGCCCGCAAAAGAGCCAAACAGUUCCACGAGGCCUGGAGGAAGCUGACAGACUGGCUAGAAGAAGCCGAGAAAAGACUGGACUCAGAGCUGGAGAUCUCCAACGAGCCGGAUAAGAUCAAAGUACAGCUGACAAAACACAAGGAGUUUCAGAAAGCACUGGGAUCAAAACAGCCCGUCUACGACACCACGGUGAGGUCGGGGAAGGCCAUGAGGGACAAAGCUCAGCUGCCUGCAGACACGCAGAAACUGGAUAACCUUUUGGGAGAAGUUCGUGACAAAUGGGACACCGUCUGCGGCAAGAGCGUGGAGAGACAACACAAGCUGGAGGAGGCUCUGCUGUUCUCUGGUCAGUUUGCUGAAGCUCUUCAGGCUUUGGUGGACUGGCUGUACCGAGUGGAGCCUCAGCUAGCAGAAGACCAGCCCGUCCACGGGGACCUGGAUUUGGUGUCCAACCUCAUGGACUCGCAUAAGGCUUUCCAAAAAGAACUGGGGAAGAGAACCAGCAGCGUUCAGGCUCUGAAGCGUUCGGCCCGUGACCUGAUGGAGACCGGCCGCGAUGACACAGCGUGGGUCAAAGUUCAGCUUCAGGAGCUCAGCAACCGCUGGGACACAGUCUGCGCCCUAUCAGUCACCAAGCAGACGCGCCUGCAGCAGGCGCUCAAACAGGCGGAGGAGUUUCGCACAGCGGUGCAGCUGCUCCUGGAGUGGCUCUCAGAGGCGGAGCAGACGCUUCGUUUCCGCGGUGUCCUCCCCGAAGAGGCGGAGACUCUGCAGGCGCUGCUGCACACACACCGGGACUUCAUGGGCACAGUGGAGGAGAAGAGGACUGACGUGAACAAGGCUGCUGGCAUGGGAGAGGGCAUCCUGACCGUGUGUCACCCCGACUCCAUCACCACCAUCAAACACUGGAUCACUAUCAUCAGGGCACGCUUUGAGGAGGUGCUGACUUGGGCUAAACAGCACGAGCAGCGGCUGGAAACGGCCCUCACCGAAGUGCUCAACAAUGCCAACCUGCUGGAGGAGCUCCUGUCAUGGCUACAGUGGGCUGAGACCACACUGGUCCAAAGAGACACAGAGCCACUGCCACAGGACAUCCCACAACUCAAAAACCUCAUCACAGAGCAUCAGAUGUUUAUGGAGGAGAUGACGAGGAAGCAGCCGGAUGUCGACAAAGUGACAAAAACCUACAAAAGAAAGCCAGCCGAGCCUCCCAGCAGCCUGGCGGAGAGGAGAGGCGCUCGAAAACACCAGCAGCAGCAGCAACAGCAGCAGGCAGCCAUGCAGGUUUCUGGGGGAAACCCACGACUCAACCAGCUGUGUGCCAGGUGGCAGCAGGUGUGGCUGCUAGCUCUCGACCGGCAGCGCAAACUCAAUGAUGCUCUGGACAGGCUGGAGGAGCUCAAGGAGUUUGCCAACUUUGACUUUGACGUGUGGAGGAAGAAGUACAUGCGCUGGAUGAACCACAAGAAGUCCCGCGUCAUGGAUUUCUUCAGACGCAUCGACAAAGACCAGGAUGGAAAGAUCACACGGCAGGAGUUCAUCGACGGCAUCUUGGCCUCGAAAUUUCCAACCAGUAAGCUGGAGAUGACGGCCGUGGCAGACAUCUUUGACAGGGAUGGAGACGGUUACAUAGACUACUACGAGUUUGUUGCUGCUCUGCACCCCAACAAGGAUGCCUACAGGCCGACCACUGACGCCGAUAAGAUCGAGGAUGAGGUGACGCGGCAGGUAGCCCAGUGUAAAUGUGCCAAGAGGUUCCAGGUGGAGCAGAUAGGCGAGAACAAAUACCGGUUCUUCCUCGGAAACCAGUUUGGAGACUCUCAGCAGCUGCGUUUGGUGAGGAUUUUGCGCAGCACGGUGAUGGUGAGAGUCGGAGGAGGCUGGAUGGCUCUAGACGAGUUUCUGGUCAAGAACGAUCCAUGCAGAGUGCAACAUCCAGGAAUAAAGAUUCUCCGCUCCGAUUCGAGUAGCUCCAUCUCAUCUCGUAUAGCUCGAGGUCGCACCAACCUGGAGCUAAGGGAGAAGUUCAUCCUUCCUGAAGGAGCGUCUCAGGGUCUGGCCGCCUUCCGGUCCCGGGGCCGUCGCUCCAAGCCGGGCUCUCGGAACGCCUCGCCCACCCGCUCCUCUUCCUCGGCCUCCCACAGCGGCGCUUCCCUCCCCUCUGCUCCCUCUGCCCCGGCCACCCCGACGGCCUCUGCAUCAUCCAGGUCGUCCCAUACUCACUCGCGUGACUAUGCCAAGCCCUGGCUGGCACACAGUAAAACUCCAACGCCAACCAAGUGCCACUGCUGCCCAGAUCUCGGUCACAGCCACACCACUCCUGGGCACGAGGGGGCGCCAUCUGGGUCCAAGUUAAAGAGACCGACCUUCCACUCGAGCCGAGGCUCGCUAACCGGGGAGAACGGUGGAACGACGCACACCAGCAAACCAUCGCGGACGGAUCCCAAGCGAGGGGGGUCCACAGCCAGCGGUCCCACCAGCCGAGCCGGCAGCCGAGCCGGCAGCAGGGCCAGCAGUCGCCGUGGCAGCGAUGCCUCAGAUGCAUCAGAGCUCCAGGACGCUCGGUCCGUCUGCUCCGACACUUCAGAUACCCCCCGACGACCGGGCAGUGGGGCCAAACCCUCCAAGAUCCCCACCAUCUCCAAGAAGACCCCCAGCCCAAAAACCCCGGGGUCUGCGAAGAAAUAAACCCACCCACCCACAGAGAAACUGGAGGAACUCGCAGUGGGUGGGCCACUAUUAUCUGCCAUUUUGGGUGUACCAGCGUCACUCUGAGCAUCCAUCCAUAGGGCUUGUCUAGAAUGUGUGCACUAUGACUGAUACUUUCCAGGAGAAAGGAGGAGGUGGAUGAGCUGAGUGAAUCUCCGUCUCGUUCUUUCCCCAGCCGACUGAAAACCUGCACAAGAGGAGAAGAUUCUGGUCUGGCGGUCUCAGGCCAGAGUCUGUGGGGUGAAAAAAAAAAGACUGUUCCCCUUUAAGAAGCGACCCCAGUUUGCCUUCCAGUCUCCUGCUUCGUCUUUCAGAAGUUCCCCACCAGCGAGGAACCAAACACAGACCGACCCGAUGUGAUGCUGCCUUACUUUGUGUUACAAACUCCUGUCCCGAUCAGACACACAAACACACAUUUUAACACAGAGCCGGUGCAGGGAGUGGGACAUGCCGCCACCGCCGCCGCCACGGCUACAAAAACAAAAAAAGCUCAAGUGGCAUUCAGGAAAAAAAAAAAAGAAAAAAAGAAGGAAUUUGUGGGUUAUUAUUUUGGCUUGUGGGCCAGAUGCCUCAGCGAUGAGUUAAAAAAGAAAAUAUGCAACGACUGCCAUGUCGCUUCCCCUGCGUUGGUUGGCGAGAAAAAGAGUCACCUCAGCAGAUCUACGGAGGCGGGAAACGCUGUCUGGCUCCCACAGCGGCCAACCUCAGACUCGGAGGAUCGGCGGUGGCGCUGCUGCAGCUGAGGGCAAACUCUCACACACUCAAACGCCGCAGAGCCGACUCCUCCCGACCGCUGGAACGUUAAGACGGGCCUCGCGGGUGUGCGUCUCGGCGGUUUUGUCACAUGUCUGCGUAACAAUCCGACACACACACACAGAAAAAGAAAUCACAAACUGGCAAUAGAGAGGACUAUUUUUACGUCGACACACUCAACUAACAGCACAUUACUGACAAUACACGACAUGCGUAACCCGACGUAAACGAGCGCGUUCGCAGAGUCCGACAACCAGCAUGCACUAAUUGUCUCUUCCUCUGCAGCCCAGCAGCACAUACGCGCACUCUCAAACUCAAAAGGUGUGUGCGCGUGUGUGUGAAUCGCGUGUCUUUCUUACAGGAAAGAAUAAAGGUCAAUGACUUGAGUCACUGUAUGCAAACGUUUAAUUUGCGAAUGUCUUUUUGUUUUUUUUCUUCUCGUUGUUUUCUGGUUAAUUUAUAAUCCAGUUUUGUUUUCUAGCUUGAGAGAAAGAUCUAUUUAUUUUUCACGUCAUAUCACCGUUGGCAGAGAGUGAUUUAGUAUUAUGGUGAAAGUUUUUUUUUCUUUUUUUUUUUGUACCGAGAAGAUGCCCACUCCGCUGUUUCGACGUGAUCUGUGUGUAAAGUGUGUUUCUACUCUGUUGUAACAUGACAUCAUUCACUAGGUCGCUGAUUCUAGUGGCAGCCUUUUUGUUACAUUUUCUUUAAUGCUAAUGACUACAGUUUUCCUGACCACGACCAAAGGGGGUUGCCCUUCAUGUGUAGAGAGAACUACAAAUAUGAAUGACAGGGGACCUGGGCUGAGCGGACCAAUGAGAGCGGGCGUCCUCCCUCGUGUCCCUCCCCAGCGUCUCUUCUUCUAGGCUUUUUUUUUUUUUUUCCAAAUGCUCCGUCUUUAGCGGGGCUCGAGUUUGUCUCUGUGUUAUCUCGGUGUAAGAGAUGAAGUUUAUGAAAACUAAUGAAUUUACAAUAAGAAAGAAGAAGAAGACAUCUUAAGGUGAUUUUUAUUUAUUUAUUGUCUCUCUGAGGGGGGAGGGAGGGAUCGGGAGACGAGUCCACCACCUUUUGAUGCUGUGUUACUCUGUGUGAUAAGAACAUGGAGGGAGGGGAGGGGUGUUACUACGAGUCACUUGUGUAAAAUUAAAACAAAAAAAAAAACUAAAAUUAUAAACAAUUUUUUUGUUCUGUUUUUGUAUUAAAAUUAUGCUUGCA
Molecule: messenger RNA, 28532 nt
Organism: Oreochromis aureus
Lineage: Eukaryota; Metazoa; Chordata; Actinopteri; Cichliformes; Cichlidae
Gene: macf1a
Product: microtubule actin crosslinking factor 1a
Exons: 103
Coding region: 2448-26546 (8032 amino acids)
Biological process (GO): intermediate filament cytoskeleton organization; regulation of microtubule-based process; cell-cell adhesion
Cellular component (GO): intercalated disc; intermediate filament; actin cytoskeleton
Molecular function (GO): microtubule binding; calcium ion binding; cadherin binding
Source: RefSeq, a predicted model, not a curated record